AGAACAGUCUAUUUUCAGCUGUCAACCGGGCUGACGUGUUUAUUUCUGGUAGAAAAGUCGUUUUUGUUAAUCAGUCGCAGUUUACUAAAUAAAAGAUAUAUUGUGUUUUAAAGUAAGGCAGCUUGCACAGAAACUAUGAGUACCCCACUUGGAUAUACGGAAUUAGUACAAUGUCCGUACGAGAAGGCGCAUCGAAUUCAACCACACGCUAUGUCUAAACAUUUGUUCAAAUGUAGAAAAAAUCAUCCCAAAUUGGAUUACGUGUCCUGUCCAUUCAACGAAUCGCAUCGAGUUCCGGCUCAGGAGUUGAAACUUCACAGUAAGGAUUGUCCUGAUCGUGCUUCAAUUGAAACGUACAAAUAUUCGAUCGCUACGACGGCUUCCGCCUGCAUUCCGGGUGAGCAGUCUCAACAGCCAAAAUUAAUAUACAACCGACAGAAGCCCGACCCAAUUCACACGAACUACCGCAAUCCGAGACCGGAAGUUUCGGACGAUGAUGACGGUGAACCUGCGGCAGCCAGCUUGGAUGACGAUGAGUGCUGGGAUGAUAUGAAUUUACCAGCCUACAACCCUCAGGAGUACUGUAAAAAUGCCAAGGUCAUCCGGAAAGCAACACUGAAGACUCCCGCUGAAAAGAAAAAGUUCUACGAAAAUGAACGGCUUAGGCUGCGAGAUUUGAAUUUGAAUGAUUAAUAGAUUCAGAAAUCUCUACGUGCAACGUUCCAAAACAUCCGUCUGACCGAUCGAACCAAAGACACUCAUUGCAUUCGUGUUUAUUUUUUAACCGCAAAACAAACGUUCUGAGCUCAGUCCACAACCAGUUUUCCGAGCCAAUGGUAUCAAGUUCGAGGAUAGGAAUAAACAUCAAUAUGCUUGGUACUUUAAAUUCAUAAGUGUUAUGUGUGUCAUAAAUGUUUCGUGUUCGAUAUUUUGACGCUAUUGUUUUCAAAGUGAGGAGUAAAAAAUUGAUACUUCCAUAUUCUGUGCAAAAUAGCGGUGUUCAAAAUAAACGAAGUUAAGUGACAGAUAUAAAAUUUUCAUGUUUAGUUUAGGUUUUCUUCUUUUUAAUCAGUUAAUGAUCAUGUUUCACGUUCGGUAACAAAAUCUUAUACUCGCUUUCUUCUAUAGCGAGAUAUAUACAUACAUUUCAAUUGCUUUUUUAUACAGAUGGUUCGACGGCUUAGACAGAUAUCAGUGAUUUUCCUUCAAUACGCUCAACGGAAAGAUGUGUAUGAUAGUGUUUAUAAUUAUGACUUAAGCGAUUGAAUGUAAAAUAUUAUUUAAAAUACUCUUUCGAAGUAACAAUAUUUUUCAAAAAGUGUUUAUAUUAUGACUUAGACGAUUGAAUGUAAAAAAGUAUUUAAAAUACUGUUUCAAAGUAAAAAUAUUGUUCAAAAAAAAUAAUCGCUUUUCGGUAUAUUUUUUGUGAAAUCCUUAAACAAGUGAAUUCAUACAUUUCAUUGCCAAGCAGAAAUAAAAUGAUUUUCUGCUGUCCGCUAGCUCCUAAAUAAGGCUCGUUUGCUGAAAAUCUGACAAAAGGCGACCCUAUGUGCACAGCUAACGCGACGACCUCAUCGAAGGCCUGUCGGUCACUAUCUCAACAUCUGGGGAAGACCAAGAAAGUCAGCAUAGAAAGUCCUUCCAGUUUUAUGGUAGUCAGGCAGCAAGAUGAGAAAGUUAAAUGCUCGCAGUAUCUUGGUAGACAGAUAACUGAAGCUUAGACCCUCCAGGUUGUCAAGAUUAAUCUCUUAUUCCAAAAUUAGUUUACCGGCAUUUUCGGUGAAAAGUGAUGUCAUUUUUAGUAAGGACAUUUCAAACAGACGGAAAGAAAGUUAGAAAAAAUGAAAGAUGGUGAAAAUGAGCGAGUAGAAUUUUAUCUAGAAGAAGUCUCUUCAUGACACGAUCAGCUCUGAGGAGUGUUGUUUUUACAUGAAAAUAAGUAAAUCUAAUCAGCAAUUAAAAAUAUGUAAAAACACAGUUGAUG
Messenger RNA from Uranotaenia lowii, 1984 nucleotides. RefSeq names its product gametocyte-specific factor 1 homolog. The coding region runs from base 136 to 693 and encodes 185 amino acids. The record is from RefSeq and is a predicted model, not a curated record. The transcript has a single exon. NCBI's taxonomy places the organism in Eukaryota, Metazoa, Arthropoda, Insecta, Diptera, Culicidae.